UCUGAGCGGGAAAAACGUAAUGAUAGGACCGUUAUAUAUAUAGCAUGAUCCUUAAACUGUUCUUUAUCCUGCUGAGAAAUGGAUUACAUCAAGCUCUUCGAGAAAGCUAUGGUCGUUUCAUCCUCAGUUGCUUUGUUCUGGAAGAUCAUCAAACAUAUGUGGAGUCCCAUAAAUGUGGAGAAGGAGCCAGUGAAAGUAUUGGUUACCGGCGCAGCAGGACAAAUCGGCUACGCCCUCAUGCCUAUGAUUGCUAGGGGAGUCAUGUUAGGACCCGAUCAGCCUAUAAUUAUUCACAUGCUCGAUACCGAAAAAGCUGCCGAGGCCUUGAAUGGCCUGAAGAUGGAGCUGAUCGACGGCGCCUUCCCUCUGCUCAGAGGUGUCGUGGCCACUACGGAUGUUGUCGAAGCUUGCAGAGACGUAAACAUAGCUGUCAUGCUGGGUGGCAAACCGCGCCAAGAAGGCACGGAGAGGAAGGAUUGCAUAUCUAUGAACGUCUCCAUUUACAAGGCUCAAGCGUCGGCCUUGGAGCAGCAUGCCGCUGCCGAUUGCAAGGUUCUAGUGGUUGCCAAUCCUGCAAACACGAACGCGCUGAUCCUGAAAGAGUCUGCUCCUUCGAUCCCUGAGAAGAACAUCACGUGCCUCAUGAGGCUCGAUCACAACAGAGCGCUGGGCCAGAUAGCCGAAAAGCUGAAGGUGCGCGUGAGCGAUGUGAAGAACAUCAUCAUCUGGGGAAACCACUCCUCGACUCAAUAUCCAGAUGUUAAUCACGCCACCGUCGCCACCAGCAGUGGUCAGAGAUCUGUCAGAGAUCUCAUUGCCGACAAUGAAUGGUUGAAUACGGAGUUCAUUACUACCGUUCAACAGCGCGGUGAAGCGAUCAUGAAGGCUCGGAAACGUUCGAGCGUGCUAUCUGCUGCAAGCGCCGUGUGUGACCAUAUGCACGAUUGGCUGCUCGGCACACCCAAGGGAACAUGGGUCUCCAUGGGAGUCUGCUCGGAUGGUUCAUAUGGAAUCCCACCCGGCCUCAUCUACUCUUUCCCCGUCUCAUGUCAGAACGGAGAAUGGUCGAUCGUUCAAGGGCUUAAGAUUGAUGAAUUCUCGAGGGCGAAGAUGGAUGCCACGGCAAACGAGCUUAUCGAGGAGAAGUCACAGGCCUAUUUGUGUCUCGACCGAUUCUGCAGUCUUUCCAGCACUAGCGAUGAAGAGUGAUCAUCUUACGUUCUAUGGUUCAGCUGCUUUGUAACAUGAUUAAACAUGCCAAACUCCCGUUUGUUGCACGCUUCACAGAAACUACUACAUGAUAUAAUAUCAAACUGAAGAUGCCGCUUGCA
Molecule: messenger RNA, 1331 nt
Organism: Eucalyptus grandis
Lineage: Eukaryota; Viridiplantae; Streptophyta; Magnoliopsida; Myrtales; Myrtaceae
Product: malate dehydrogenase, cytoplasmic
Exons: 7
Coding region: 79-1209 (376 amino acids)
Biological process (GO): oxaloacetate metabolic process; malate metabolic process; tricarboxylic acid cycle
Molecular function (GO): L-malate dehydrogenase (NAD+) activity
Source: RefSeq, a predicted model, not a curated record